Rotaria sp. Silwood1 is the source of this 1119-nucleotide messenger RNA. The record is from the annotation of a GenBank genome assembly. NCBI's taxonomy places the organism in Eukaryota, Metazoa, Rotifera, Eurotatoria, Philodinida, Philodinidae.
AUGACAAAGAAAAAGAAAAAAUUAAAAUCAACAGAUCGUAGCAAACAAAAUGAUAUAUCAAAUACUAAAAAACGAGAUCGAAAGAUUGAUAUGAAUAAAUCAAUGCGACAAAGUAUUCUGUUUCCUUCUCAGCUUGGCGAAAAACAACAACCAAUGUUAUCAUCAACAAUAAAAGUAUUAUCAAAAGAAUCACCAAAACUGAAAAUAUCCCAUAUAUUUGAACCAUGGAUUGUGCGUGAUGACCUUGAUAAUGAAUUAAUGAAUAAAUUGUUUGAGUUAUUUAACCUAGCUUCGGAACAAUUCGAACAUGGAUUAAUUAGGCAAAAUGUAUUUAUUCAAUGGCUUCGUGCAUCACAUGUCAUUUCAGAUACCUAUUCAGUAAAUAUAAUCGAAGGUGUACUACAUAGCAUUUUAGCUCGUAAUAUCAAUGCUCAUAAAUAUAAAUUAGGUACUGAUACUUUUGAAUGGAAUGGUUUUAUGGAUUGUAUUCGAAUAUUAGCAAGACAAGUUCAUCUAUCGUUAAAUGAAUUUGUAAAAAAAAUGCUUAUAGCUGAUGAAUUUUCAUUUCAAAGAUGGCGAGUUGAAACUGAACGUAUCCCAUUAGAAGUCGUAACAGGUAAACAAACAAGUCGUCCAUGGGAUUCGAAAAAGGUUCUAGUUGCUGUUAAUAUUAUGCGUGAUAUUGUUGAAGAAAGUCGUAAAUUACAUUUAACAGAUGAUGAACGUAAACGUUUACGUUCACUUUAUAAAGAAUUUGCUACAUUUGCAUAUCGUCGUCAAAGUGCACAUUUAGAAGCACGUUUAACAAAUUCCGUUUUAAGUAAUUGGAUGCGUGAAUGUCGAAUAUUCGAUGAUAAAUAUACAAUAAAUGAACUUGAUAAAGAUUUUAUUUCAAUAUUAGGAGAUUUUACAUUAAAUGGUGUUUAUCCACAAGGUACACGUGAUAUUGAUUUUGAUGGUUUUCUUAUAUUAAUUCAAACAAUUGCUGCACAUAAACAUAUUCGAGCUGAUGAUCUUGUUCAUAUGAUUUUUGCUGGACCACGUAGUCCAUUACAAAAAACAGCUGAAUUUAAUGAACACAUGGAUCGUACAAAAAUUCAGACAAGUCAAAUCAUUUAA